AGAUAAAAUUUUCAUAAAAAUGUUCAAAGGAUUUGCGGUACUCGCAUUGGCUUUCGCCUCAGCCAGGGGACAUCUAGCGUGGCCUGGAGGCGAUUUCCAGGCAGUGCAGGGGCUCUACAUUAAGCCCUCUGGCGACGGCACUACAGGAGACCUCUACGUAGCCGCCACGGAAGACAACGGAGUCAGCUCGCAGUGGCUGACCGACCAGCCAGUCAACUUCCUGGCAGCUGGAUCACAUCCUCAACCUACCGCUCUACCUUUAUUUUCAGCACUAAGUAACGCUCUACCACUGGAGGAAUCGACUAGUACUCAAAAGCGCGCCGCAAUCACAGGCGCAGCUGCAAAAUACGCCUACGGCCUGCCUGCUGAAUCUGGUUACUCAUCAUACGGCUACGCUGGUAUCCAGGCUCCCAAGUCUGAAGCAGUUCCGGCGACUGCUACCAAGCCAGAGGCCUCGGGUUCUGCUGUUCCUCAAUAUGCAUACAAUUACUUGUAUCCUCAUAUGGUGCACGCCGCCUACUCUAGCGCCUUAAAGGUCUUAAAGGAUGCUGGUGUAGGUAGCGAGGAUGCGUCUAACAACAAUGCGGUUGCGCCGUACCCGACAUCCUAUUGGCCUGCUUCCUACUACCCCAUGCAUUACAUAAUGACGGACCCUACUGCUUGGGCUAAGAAGCAUGCCGCCGCUUUAACAACGUCUACUGCUGCCACUCCAGUAGACUCUGAUGAAGAAAAGCCUGAAUUAAAUCUUUAACAAUAGUAUAGUUUAAUAACUUAUUGACAUUUACUUUAAUAAUUUAUUGUUUCUCUAUAAUCUGAAUAAAAAACGAAAAUAU
Molecule: messenger RNA, 833 nt
Organism: Cydia amplana
Lineage: Eukaryota; Metazoa; Arthropoda; Insecta; Lepidoptera; Tortricidae
Exons: 1
Coding region: 20-751 (243 amino acids)
Source: RefSeq, a predicted model, not a curated record